Messenger RNA from Ciona intestinalis (vase tunicate), 1944 nucleotides. The record is from RefSeq and is a predicted model, not a curated record. Lineage: Eukaryota; Metazoa; Chordata; Ascidiacea; Phlebobranchia; Cionidae.
AGUGAGUCGGAACUUAAGUCAUAAGAUAAAACAAGCUCAAUGUUAAAAAAUUGCAGCACUGUCAAUUCUAUAUGGAUUGCACCAUGUUUUGAAACUGGAACAGAAAAAAUGCCCUUGUUUACUUAGUCAUUAUUAAGGGUUGACACAGUGCAGACAGACAGGAAAUAAAUCAUUUAACUGUUUCAUGCGUGGAAAGAGGUUCCACUGUAUUAAUACCUGAGGUUAAGAUGGGACAUGAUAUCCAAGAUAUAAAGAAAUACUUGGAAAGAAUAAAUUAUACAAGUAGGAUAAGUAAUGAUAGCUCUACACUUAGUGAGUUAUGCCAACACCACACAGAAUAUAAUCCAUUUGAAAACCUUGACAUGUUUGGUGGGGAGAGAAAGAGACUUGAUUUUGAUAAAGUUUAUAAUGAUAUAAUUGUAAAGAAAAGAGGUGGCUGUUGUUAUGAACAAAACGGUUUGUUUUACUGGGCACUGAGAAAAUGUGGAUAUGAAGUAACAAUUGUUCAGUGUGAAGCAUUUAUCAGCGAAGAGAAAGGAUAUGGACCUAGCUUUGAUCAUAUGGCUUUGUUGGUAACAUGUGAUGAUGGUUCAGUGUGGCUAACUGAUGUUGGUUGGGGUGGCACCGGGUUUAUUACACUAUUGAAAUUUGAAAGUGAUAAGGAACAGAUACAAAACAAUGGGGUCUACAGGUUAUUAGGAUCAACCCAACAAAGGUUUUUGUUGCAAAAACUUCAAAAGACCAUUAUACAAGUAAAUGGUUCAACGAAGAUAAAAGUAAAGGGAAAACAAUGGAAUUCGAUUUACAGGUUUGACAUUAUUCCAAGAAAAUGGGAAGAUUUUAAAGAAAUGUGCGAAUAUCAGCAAGAUGAUGAAGACAGUUACUUGAUCCAUAAUACAAUUUGUGCGAAACAAAGUAAAUAUGGUAGUGUUGCCGUGAGGGGUUGGAUGACGUUUGAGAAAAUGUUUGUGGAUCCAAUGACUGAGAAAUACAAAUGGAGAAAAGAAACAAAAAGUCAAGAAGAGUUAAAAGAAGUUCUUAAAAAAUAUUUUCAGGUGGAAAUCAACUUUGACUUAAAGCCAGAAGCAAAAUUUGAAGCUGAUUAAUAAAAUGUAUAUAAAGUAGUGAAGUCAGUAUCAUUAUAUAACAGUGACUCUUAUUCUGUGGGCAGCUAACUAGGUUGACAAAGACUAAAAUGUUACAAGAACUAUUUGUAAUCUCUUACCUUGGUGAACCACUUUUAUUUGCAUUUUUUUUUGUUCAAAUAUUGGAAUUUUUGUUAUUAUUGUUUUGCUUAAAUAUUUUAAAAAUUUUGCAAUAAGAUAAUUCACAGUUUCUUAGUAUCCUCUGUUAUAGAGCACUCUUAAAAAUAUAUAUAACUUCAGCUCGCUAACUUUGCAGACAAAUAAUUAUUCUUCUGCUUUUGCCAUCAAGUAUGCAAGUGUUGCUGCUACAUUAAUAAAGUCUUAUGGUACGGUAAAAAAUGCUGAUAUUUUAGAGUUGACUCUAUACUGAAGAUGAAUGACUCAAUUUAUAUAAACAAUAGGUAACUUUCACUGUUAAUUUGCACAAGAGUCAAUAUUGUCUAAGAUACAUAUACAUUUCCAAUCAUGAUAUGUAAGAUAACUGUGUUAAUGUUGAGAGCCUCAUAUAUAACUUAUAUCUAUUAAAAUAAAUAAAGGAAAACAUUUUAGUUUUUGUGUAAAGUUUUAACACCCCUGUCAAUAAGAGAUGGAGAUUUGUCUUAAACAAUAUAAUUUUUUAAAAAGAACAACGUCAUCCAAAAAGAACAAAGAAUAAGAAAAUACUGUUGAAUAGUACUUUUUAAAAAAAAAAUGGAAACCCAUAAAAAAAAACAUUUAAAGAUGUCCCACCUUGCCCUGCAUUUCAUCUUGCCCCACUUUACCAUUUGUUGACAUGACUUAACAGACAAAUACUAAUGAA